Molecule: messenger RNA, 751 nt
Organism: Archocentrus centrarchus (flier cichlid)
Lineage: Eukaryota; Metazoa; Chordata; Actinopteri; Cichliformes; Cichlidae
Gene: naa38
Product: N-alpha-acetyltransferase 38, NatC auxiliary subunit
Cellular component (GO): NatC complex
Molecular function (GO): RNA binding
Source: RefSeq, a predicted model, not a curated record
UUAGCUGGUCCGUCGGUGGAAUUGGUCCGUAAGCCAAUGCCGGAGGAGGAGAAGAGGGGGGUUAUGGCUACAAUGAUUGAGGAAAAUGGUCCUUCGACUCAUGAGCAGUCUGAAGUGUCCUUAUCAUCUCAGGCAAGGCAGAAGCUGGAGGGGCUCCUGAACAAGAACAUGAGGAUCCGCAUGACAGACGGACGGACUCUGGUGGGGCUUUUCCUCUGCACUGACCGGGACUGCAAUGUCAUCCUCGGCUCAGCUCAGGAAUUCCUCAAAUCCACAGACACAUUCUCCCAGAGUGAACCCAGAGUCCUGGGCCUGGCCAUGAUUCCCGGUCACCACGUUGUGUCCAUCGAGGUGGAGACAGACAGUCUGGAUGACACACAGGGAUUCGGCGCUAAUCACUGACGAAGCGCCCUCUGUUUUCAGAUUCGCAUUCGGCAUUCAUGUGACUGACUCCUGCUGAGCCAGAUGCAAGACUGUGGUUGAUCCAAAAGGAGAACAGACGUCUUCGAUCGCUCAGACUCUUUGGACGCAGAACGUCUGCAUCCGAUGUCCUGGAUUUAGUCAAUCCCGCCAUGACAGACAGACGAGAGUGCGUUUGCAGCGACUGCUGUACACUACAGCGAGUGUAGAAGGGGUGUGAGUGUGUAUGAAAAGGCGUGGGUAAACACGAGCUACGUGGAUGUGUGUUUCAGUGUCUGCAGUACCUUUGUUACAGUGCGUUUUAAAAUAAAUCAUCCUAUUUGAGGCUUUU